Diatraea saccharalis (sugarcane borer) is the source of this 1446-nucleotide messenger RNA. The record is from the annotation of a GenBank genome assembly. NCBI's taxonomy places the organism in Eukaryota, Metazoa, Arthropoda, Insecta, Lepidoptera, Crambidae.
GGUUCGUGAUUUUAAUAAAUUAAAAAUAAGUCAUUACUAAUAUUGUGUUACUUAUUUUGAGACUUUCAGUAUAAAGGAACAAGUCCAUAUUUUGCAAUUUCUUUUCAAAGAAAAAAAAAGUACACUACUUGGUAAUUUCAGUAAUUUAUAGCUUUCUUAAUCUCACUGGAAUCGCAUAAAUAUAAUGGGAGAUCUAAUAGAAUUUACUUCAUGGCCGAGCCAUAAAAACAUUUUUUACAAAAUAUCGAGCAGUGGAUUGAUCUUUGAAGUAAAGGGUCAAAACAAUGCAGCAAUCGGCUUGUUGAAAAAUGUAGGACCAACGUGUGAUUUAUGGGUUGUUUUAGGACAAAGUAAUCACACAUGGAUAAAGGAUAAAGAGGGUCAAGGAGUUACUGCACAAACCCCCAAUAUAAUUAAUAAUACAGAAUACCGGAAAUUCUGGCUUACAUGGAGAAGUGGUUGCAUUCAAUUAGGAAGAUAUAACAACAGGAGUCCUAUCAUAUCCUAUAAAUAUAAAAUGAAGCUGAAUUUUAUCACAUUUUGUUCAGGAUCUGGUAACAUGGAAAAUACAAUUCCUGUGCAUUGGCGUUUUGAAUUGCCACCAAUAAUAGAGAAACCGAGACUCAAACCAAUUACUGGUGGGGAGCUUCAAUGGGUGGAGGCUGAUAAUCAACUACCAGAUGGAUCUAUGAUUGGUGGAUAUGAAAAUGAAAUUUUAUAUAUUAUUAGAGCACGACACAGUGGAUCUUUAACUCCUGGGAAAUUUGUACCUUCUGAGGGUGUGGGUUAUAUAGCAUGGGGUGGUUUAUCACAUGAGAAGAUGGCAUUUGAGGUCUUAUGUGGGUUUGAUUGUACAUGGAUACCAACCUGUGAUAACAAAAUACCGGUAGGAGCAGUAGAAGGUGGUUAUUCUGAGGACCGAAAACGAGAAAAGUUGUAUGUAGGUCGUGCAUUAUACAAUGGACAUCUUGUGCCUGGAAAAGUACAACCAUCACAUCAAGUCUGCUACAUACCAUAUGAUGGUAGAGAGAUAGCAGUAGAAAAGUAUGAAAUUUUAACAUCAUUCUUUGAAAAUCAACGAUGUGCAAAUAAACUGUUAGACAUUCAACUUUAUGUUGAUCUCAAUGCUCCUAAUUCGGAGUCUGAAGCUGAAGAUGCAGAAGUAGAAAAUGCGGAAUUUGAGCUUUUUGACUAAAUAUUAUUUUAGGAAAGUUAUUUAUUGAACAUACACAAUAAUCUGUAUUGUAUAAUAAGCAUCAAAUGAAGACGUUUGAUUUGUAAAUAUUACUGGAUUGAAUCCCAUUGAAAAUAAAAAAUUUAUUAUGAAAAUUUUAUUAUUUUGAUUUAGCCUAAAGCUACAGGCAUGCACCUGGUUAUAAUUAUGCAUAAACGUAAUAUAAUAAAAAUAGUACACUUUGUGCAUAAUUCUUUCCUAUAAAAAAUAAA